This is a messenger RNA of Effrenium voratum, 1311 nucleotides long. NCBI's taxonomy places the organism in Eukaryota, Dinophyceae, Suessiales, Symbiodiniaceae. The record is from the annotation of a GenBank genome assembly.
AUGGCUCUGGCGUUCGCUGUGCCACAUGCGUCCCAGACGCGGCCAGUUUUGCAACGCUGGGAUGUCAAGGCUUCCAAGCCUGUGACUGCGGUCUCCGGGCACUCGCAGGCGCUGCUUGCUGCCAGCACAAGCGCGGUCGCCCUUGCUGCCUGCAGCCGGAGGAGAGAGCGGCUUGCCAAAGCGUCUAUCUCCAAGACUCAAAGAAGAGCCUUUUUCGAUUUUGGGUCACAGCCCACCAAAAAGACCGUCGUCAUCACGGGCGCCUCCUCAGGGCUGGGGCUUGCAGCCGCCAGAGAGCUCGCUAAGAGUGGCGAAUGGCGAGUGAUCAUGGCGUGCCGGGAUUUCAUCAAGGCGGAGACAAUUGCAAAGGAGAAUGACUUUCCAAAGGACAGCUACCUCGUGCUUCACCUUGACCUGGCAGCGAACAGCAGCGUUCGCCAAUUUGUGGCUUCUUUCCGAGCGUUGAACAUUCCGCUGGACGCCCUAGUAUGCAACGCUGCUGUCUAUUUCCCGAAUGCCCACAAGGAGGGCGCUUUCUUUCCUGGAUUAUUUCCAGGCGGUGGACCUCGAUGGUCAGCUGAUGGCCACGAGUUGAGCUUUGCCACCAACUACCUAGGUCACUUCCUGCUUUGCAACCUUCUGCUCGAAGAUCUCAAGAAGAGCAGUGUCAAGCCUGCACGCUGCAUCAUCCUGGGGACCGUCACAGCCAGCAUCAACGACAAGGAGGUUGGUGGCAUGAUCCCUCCGGUGGCUGACAUCGGACGCCUGGAAGGCCUGGAAGCAGGCAUGAAAGCUCCGGUUACUAUGAUUGACAACGGUCGAUUCAACGGGGCAAAGGCCUACAAGGACAGCAAGGUUUGCGACGUGAUGCUCAUGAGGGAGCUGCACAAGAGAUACCAUGCAAGUACUGGGGUGUGCUUUUCAUCCUUGUACCCAGGCUGCAUUGCGGAUACCGCCCUCUUCAGAGAGCACUAUCCCGUUUUCAGGUUCUUGUUUCCCAUCUUGCAGAAAGGAGUCACCAACGCGUACGUCAGCGAAGAAGAGGCUGGAAAGCGACUGGCAAAGGUUGUGGCGGAUGACAACUAUGCGCAGUCAGGCGUCUACUUCAGCUGGGGCGGCGAGUCUGGAACCGGGGGUGCAGGUGGAGCAGAUGCCGUUGAGAAUGUGGAUGCCAGCGCUGACCGCUUUUUGCAGUAUGGCAGCUUUAGAACUCUUAAAGAGAGUGAGAUUGGCGGAGAGGCUGGUGAUGAUGAGAGAUCUAAAAGGCUCUGGUCUUUGAGCGAGAAAUUGGUGGGUCAGCAGUUCUCCUGA